Daphnia pulicaria is the source of this 2592-nucleotide messenger RNA. RefSeq names its product synapsin-like (gene Syn). Gene Ontology annotation, molecular function: ATP binding. The record is from RefSeq and is a predicted model, not a curated record. Gene Ontology annotation, biological process: neurotransmitter secretion. Lineage: Eukaryota; Metazoa; Arthropoda; Branchiopoda; Diplostraca; Daphniidae. Gene Ontology annotation, cellular component: synaptic vesicle membrane; synaptic vesicle. Bases 1 to 1929 code for a protein of 642 amino acids. The transcript has 10 exons.
AUGUUGCUGCAACACAUUCAAUGGUUGCUAAGAUGCCUUUAUCGAAAUCUAUAUAUCCCGGACAGCACAGCAUCUUUUGAUGAUCAAACAUCUCCAGGGACGUUCCUAGAGAUCUUGUUGUCGCCCAAGAAACGCCAAAAGUUUUCCUCCGGGGACUUGACGGAAUACGAUGAUGCCAACGGAGAUCCUCAGCAGCAGCAGCAGCAACCGCAGCCUCCUCCAUCAUCGACUCCAGUUCAUCAACAGCCGGCCUUGCCACCACGGCCUGCUCCAGCUCCGGCUCCUCCUGGGCCCAGCACCAGCAAUCAGUCGCUAUCAUCUAGUCAACAACAGCAGGUGGGGCCAACAGUGGCAGCAGCAGCAGCAGGAGCGACGGCGGCUGCCGCCCAGCAACCGGAUUUAUCGUUGCCGCUGAGACCCAACAGCCGGACCACGAGUGCGCCCACUUCACCGGCGAAAUCACGCGAAUCUUUACUUCAACGAGUUUCCAGCUUGACGUCCAACGUCGUAAGCAAUGUCAGCCGCGUUACUUCGGCCCAGAUUCAACAGCAGCAGCAGACGGCCGAGAGUGGCAAGUUGCCGUACAACAAGGACCGCUGCUUCACCUUGUUGGUCAUUGACGAUCAAAAUACCGACUGGUCGAAGUAUUUCCGAGGAAGACGGAUUCACGGCGACUGGGAUGUCAGAGUGGAGCAGGCGGAAUUCCGUGAACUAUCCAUCACGGCCUCAACUGACAACGGGGCCACUGUUUCCAUGGCCGUUUACCGCAGCGGCACCAAAGUCGUCAGAGCUUUCCGGCCGGACUUUGUGCUGAUUCGCCAGAACAUGCGUGACGCUGGUGAGGACUACAAAUCCAUCGUGCUGGGUCUCAAGUUUGGCGGCGUGCCGAGCAUCAACUCUUUGGAGGCUGUCUAUCAUUUCCAGGACAAGCCGUGGGUGUUUGGCCAUCUGCUGGAUCUGCAACGUCGCUUUGGCCGUGAACAAUUCCCCUUGAUCGACCAGACUUUCUACCCGAACCACCGCGAAAUGAUGUCGGCUCCGCGGCUGCCGGCCGUCCUCAAGAUCGGCCACGCUCACGGCGGACUCGGCAAACUCAAAGUGGAAACGCCGUUGGAUUUCCAAGACGCCGCAUCCGUCGUCGCAGUUUCCAAUUCUUACUGUACCGUGGAGCCUUACGUGGACUCCAAGUUCGACAUCCACAUCCAGAAGAUCGGCAACUACUACAAAGCCUUUAUGCGCAAGUCGAUUUCGGGCAACUGGAAGACCAACCUGGGCUCGGCCAUGCUUGAGCAGACACCCAUGACGGACAAGUACCGCGGAUGGAUCGAGGCCGUCGCAGCCCAGUUCGGGGGUCUCGAUCUCUGCGCCCUGGAGGUCCUGGUGGCCCGCGACGGACGCGAGAUCAUCAUGGAGCUCAACGACUGCGCCCUGCCGCUCCUCGGAGACUCGCAAGAAGAGGACCGCCGUCUCAUCUCGGAGCUCGUUCUCCACCGCAUGAACACUCAAUGUCGGCCACCAGGGAUGCCUGCCGGUCCGAGCGCCGGUCCGGCGUCUAUGCCGAACGCCCAAUCACGUCAUUCGAUUACAAGCGGAAGUCGACCGGAAUCCCCGGCGGAUAUGGAACGAAGCAGCUCUGCAAUUCCGGCAGCCCUGGCUGGUGAUGAUACCGGAUCGGUUGGCUCCGCUUCUCAGCCGGCGUCGUUGCAACAACAAUCGUCUCGUGACGUCUUGGGCGGAGGCAAUCCAUUUCUCACUCGACGCGGGACCGAGGACGGGACACCCGUCACUGCCGGAUCAUUGGCCCGUUCCUUCUUCACUCGCAGUUCAUCGCAACAAGCCCAGGAAGGAUCUGGCGGAGGCACUGACGACGGCGAGGACACGAUGAAGAAUCUGCGCAAAACAUUCGCCGGAAUCUUCGGUGACAUGUAAACCCCAAAAAAAUAAAACGGAGACGAGGGCCGGUGGAUUUUGCGCAAAUGAAUUUGAAAAACGUAACGCGGAUCUUGGGAGAUGUUGCUGUUGAAUCUCAUCAAGAAAGUGUAUCCAAUUAUCCUCCACCCCAAGAGUCACCCAAGCAGUAAACCCAACAUUAGAAAGAUAUUUCAAUGUUAUUCAAUACUUUCUCUCUCUCUCUCUCUUUCCCUUCUUAUUCUUUCUCUCAUCAUUCUAUACAUUUGCGUGUUGUUACAUUCACGGUUUCUUCGCUAUUCCCAAAAGCCAGACCAUCAAUCAAUAAAGAAACGGUGAAUAAGCUACCUACACAACGAGGGCUGGAAGGCAAAAAGAAGAAGAAAAAAAAAACAAAUUUACAAUUCUUUUUUUAUUAUUAUUAUUAUUAUUAUUAUCUACUGACCGAAGAAAGAAAAGAAAAAGAAGCGAAAAAAUCUUUUGAAAAACAAAAGAAAAACAGACAUUUUCUCUCCUCGAAUAAUCGAUGUACCUUUUCCACCUUUUUAAUGCCCGUCUUAGUUCGUUCUAGAGUUUUGCAUGCACAUCUUUUUCAUCUUGAAUGGUACUCGAACUUGGAUCGAAAGAGCUUCGAUGAUAACAUCAGCGGUUAUCACGAAUCUACUACAGUUUUUCUUUUGGAAU